AUGGAUAGAGUAGUUGCAUGGAAUGUCAGAGGUCUCAACUCACUUCAGGUGAAGAAUGAAGUUAAACAUUUCAUUCAGAAAUAUGAGGUGGGGUUGGUGGGACUUCUGGAGCAUAAGAUGAAGCUGUCCAAUUUGGGUAAGCUUUAUCAGAAAGUGUUUGCAAAAUGGUGUUUCACUAGUAAUGCUAGCUAUCACCCUGGUGGUAGAAUAAUUGUUGCUUGGAAGGCUGGAAGUUUUAAUGUCAAUAUUGUUGCUGCAUCUAGUCAAUUUUUACACUGUCAUGUUACUCCUGUUAGUGGUAUGCUUAGCUUCUUCUACACUUUCAUUUAUGCACAUAAUGAAGCUGGAUUGAGGCAUGAAUUAUGGAGAGACUUAAGCUUGAUUAAUACUGGUGCCCCUUGGAUUUUAUGUGGUGAUUUCAACUGUGUUAUGGCUCCUGAGGAAAGAAUAGGUGCUCCUGUCAGACAGUGUGAUAUUGUGGAUAUUUGUGGGUGUAUGCAUAAUUGGGGUAUGGAGGAUUUGAAGAGUGUAGGUAACCUGUUUACUUGGAAUAAUAAACAACAAGGUAACAAGAGAGUAUUUUCAAAGAUUGAUAGAAUUUUAGCAAAUCAAGCAUGGCAGGAUGCUUAUCCUGAUGCAGAAGUUUAUUUCCUACCUGAAGGACAGUUUGAGCAUUCUCCAUGGUUGCUUACUGUUUAUCCUAGGGUAAAUGGGGGAAGGAAGCCUUUCAAAUACUUUACCAUGUGGAGAGCUUCUCCAGUGUUUUCUGAUACUGUUCAGACAGCUUGGAACACUCAGGUUGGAGGGAGUAAAAUGUUUACUGUUGUUAGCAAAUUGAAAAGAGUUAAGCUUGCCCUUAAGGAGUGA
Messenger RNA from Spinacia oleracea (spinach), 867 nucleotides. RefSeq lists its product as uncharacterized. The record is from RefSeq and is a predicted model, not a curated record. Bases 1 to 867 code for a protein of 288 amino acids. The transcript has a single exon. Gene Ontology annotation, molecular function: catalytic activity. Lineage: Eukaryota; Viridiplantae; Streptophyta; Magnoliopsida; Caryophyllales; Amaranthaceae.